Molecule: messenger RNA, 504 nt
Organism: Charadrius vociferus (killdeer)
Lineage: Eukaryota; Metazoa; Chordata; Aves; Charadriiformes; Charadriidae
Gene: GEMIN6
Product: gem (nuclear organelle) associated protein 6
Exons: 2
Coding region: 1-504 (167 amino acids)
Biological process (GO): spliceosomal snRNP assembly; spliceosomal complex assembly
Cellular component (GO): nucleus; SMN complex
Source: RefSeq, a predicted model, not a curated record
AUGAAUGACUGGCAGAGGAAAAGCCCUCUAGACUGGGAAACGUACGUGAACAAACUGGUGAAAGUUGCUGCAGUUGAGAAACAUGAAUAUGAAGGAUGGGUCUUAACAGUUGAUCCAGUUUCUGCCAGUAUUGUCCUUGCAACAUUCCUGGAGAAUGAGAAAGUGUCCAUAUCAGUUGUCUUGGGCCAUGCUGUCCAGGAGGUUGAAAUACUGAAAGAAGGGGACGAUGAAACAAAGCAACGGCUUUCUUGCAUAUUUGCGCCUGAAGAAAGCAAAGCCUACAGCCCAGAGGAACAUGAAAAGAGGAAGAACGACUUGAAGACUUGGCUAGAAACGAACCACAUCCCCGUCAUGGAGCAAGGUGAAUCGGGAAGAACGCUAUGCGUGGCGGGGGUAUUGACUAUUGACCCACCCUACGGCCCAGAAGAGUGCAGCAGCUCCAAUGAGAUUAUUCUGUCUCGGGUUCAAGGUUUGAUACAGGGCUAUCUUGAAAAGCAACAGUGA